Messenger RNA from Hemicordylus capensis (graceful crag lizard), 3854 nucleotides. It is a transcript of the gene TMEM80, whose product is annotated as transmembrane protein 80. NCBI's taxonomy places the organism in Eukaryota, Metazoa, Chordata, Lepidosauria, Squamata, Cordylidae. Gene Ontology annotation, cellular component: ciliary transition zone. Bases 716 to 1219 code for a protein of 167 amino acids. The record is from RefSeq and is a predicted model, not a curated record. The transcript has 4 exons. Gene Ontology annotation, biological process: non-motile cilium assembly.
UUUUUCUUACAUCCACCUGGCCAGAUCAUUUGGAUUUUUUAUACGAGUCAUUUUGAAACGCUUUUCUAGGGAACCCUGGAGUAAAGGGUUCCUCAAUGAGAAGAAGAUGAGAAGUAAUAGUGGAUUAGUUUCCCUGAAAGACAAUUUGCUCACCACUACCAAUCUUCACCUGCAAUGUGGAGCUACACGGGAGUGUUGGAUAUAUUUUAGGGCAUGCUUUCUAGGGGUGUGCACGAAGCCAGGUUCAUGUGGUGGCCUGAAUUCGGACCACUCUUCUGGUCUGCAAACCGGUUUGUUCCAACCAGUUUGGCGAUUCAAGGGCGCCAUCAGGAGGGAAGGGGUGGCAAGCAACACCUUUCAAAAUUAGUAACUUCAUGGCCGCUGCUCCAGGCAGCUUCCUGUGGUGGCGGUUCUCCACCCAGCAGACCGCAUGUGGCAGCAGCACUCACCUGGCCUCUAUACAUGUGUGGAGGCCAGAUGCUGCUGGGGGGAGCGCUGCCACAAUAGGAAGCUGCCUGGAGCGGCGGUCAUACAGGUAAGGACCUGCUUACUCACUUUUAAAGGUGCUCCCCCCCCCACGCAGUGCCAAACCUGUCCAUAAUUCAGACAAACUGGAACAAACCAGUUCGCAGACCACAGACUGGUCUGAAUUUGAACUGCCACACAAACCAGCUUCGUGCACACCCCUAAUACUCUCAAUUCACACGAGCCUAGCAUGAAUGGACUGUGCUAUCAACAUGCCCUCAAAUCAGUGCACUGGGGUUCUGUGGCAGACAAGUUGACAUGGAACUAUUCCUUGAAGGAAGAACAUUUGAAAAUGACUGCUGCUUUAUAUCAUAAUCUUCAGAUUAUUUUCUAUUUAAAUGGAGUGUAUUAUAUCUUUUAUUUCUUGGCAACCCUGCUUAUGAUUAUUUACAAAAGUCAGCUUUUCACGUAUCCAGAUAAUUUCUUGGCUCUUGAUCUCAUAUUGUUGUUGGUUAUGGCCAUUCUGGAAGCACUCAGGCUAUACUUUGGUACUAAAGGGAACCUGACAGAAGAAGAAGCUCCCUUGGGGAUCAGUCUUGUGAUCACUGCUGGCAGCAUAAUACUAGCUGUCUACUUUUUGGUGUGGCAAACUUAUGUCAUGAGAGCAGAUGUCAUUAUUAAUGCUGUAUUGUUUGUUACAUAUGGGCUUGAAGGAAUUCUAGAAAUCAUAGCAAUUGCUGCAUUUGUUAGUUAAAUCAUAGUUAAAUCAAUGAUCUUCUAUAUUUGCUUAAUAAAGAAACAACAUAUAUCCCUAAAGUGAUCCUUGUAAAAGUACACGGGGUUAGUUUUCUCAGGUAUAAAACACUAAAUAAAUUGUUCAUCAUUACACUGCAAAGUUUCUUGAGGCUAAAAUGGCACAUAGCUCACUCUGCAGGGUCAUUUUUAGCAUAGCUUAUUUAAUAGUGGUGUGUGUUUUCUUUUCAUUGGACUUUGGAGUUACGUGUUCAUAUCCUUCACAUGUCUCCUCCCUGUGAUGUUGCAGGGAAAGUUAUGUAUAUUCAGUUGCACAGGGACAUGUUAUGGACACAUGCCAGGGAUCCAUGUUGACCCACAGCUUCCCAGCGUGUGUUUGCUAUAUGACUAUAGAUGUGGACCUUCUCCUUAAAUGUUAAAGGUGUACAUAGGGAGACCCAUGGUGAACAGGAAAUAUAAAGUGCUACAUAAAGUGUGAAUCAGCCCUUUGCAUAAAUAUGUCAGAACCACACUCUAGAUUUUUGUUGCUCCUGAAAAUAAUUCCAUGUAUUUCAGUAGAAUUACAAUGGAAUAAAACAAAGAGUUAUGCACUAUGUUGAAACAAUUUUUAAAAUUUCUUAGAAACUGGUAUAAAGAUAAAGUAUGCCGCCAGGUUGGUGUUGACUCCUAGCGCCCACAGAGCCCUGUGGUUUUCUUUGGUAGAAUACAGGAGGGGUUUACCAUUGCCGUCUCCUGCGCAGGAUGAGAUGAUGCCUUUCAGCACCUUCCUAUAUCGCUGCUGCCUGAUAUAGGUGUUUCCCGUAGUCUGGGAUACAUACCAGCGGGGAUUCGAACCGGCAACCUCUGACUUGCUAGUCAAGUCAUUUCCCCACUGCACCAUUAGGUGACUAGAAACUGGUAUAUCUGCUCUGAAUAAAUUUACUAGUAAUUAACCAGUAGAUUUUAUUUAAAAUAAUCACUGAUUUCAAUGUAAAUCUUGUUGAUGCCUUCCACUAAACAGAAUUAAGACUGAAGUAUAAAUCUCAUAGAUUUGUUCAGACAUAAUGCCAUAGUGUGGUUUGGCGUUAUAUGUACAAGCCUUGGGAUUACAUGCUGCCUCCUCCCCACCCCAUGCAUAAUCUGAUUCCCUCCUUAACCUCCUGUUUAAUGACAAACCAUAUUUUGCCAUUACAUCAAGUUGGUUAAGCUAUUAUUUAAAAGAGAUAAAGACAAAAACAAGACCACAGCAAUUUCAUGUUUAGGAGAAAAAUGAUACAAUAAUCUACAUUACUAAAAAGGGGCUGUUCACAUGGGCAGCCAAGCCCCGGCUUGGGCAGUCCAGCCUGGGCUUGGCUACUCAUGUACACCGGGAUCGAGCCCAGUCCCAGUGCUGCCUCAGCCCCAAGCCUGAGCAUUUACCCCAGGUUCGGGGUGGUGUGUGUGGGGGGGGCGGCUGGAGGCAGCUCACACACACAGAGAGAGUUGGGCAGCAAGAGCGCCCGGUAGACAGAGGAUCCCUCAAUCCCACAUUGAGGGAUGCCGAAGGACUUCUUCCUCCAGCUCCCUGCUCUGCCGUUUCCUGCAGCACCAAUCAUGUGUUGGCCGAGCAACAGAGCCAAGAGAGCAAAAUUGCUCAUGUGCAGGAAGGGGUGGGGAGGCAGGCAGCGGCCAUCCACCCCACCCACUCAUUUGGCCAUGUGCAUGACCUCAAAAUCUAUCUAAUAUGAGAAGAGAGCCCCAUUAUGCCAGUUGUAAUGUUGUUAAGAGCAAUUCCAGUGAGCACAAAUUCAAGUCUCAUCUAACCUUUGGGUGAAUUGGUUGUUCUGGAAACUGCAUUGCUCUCUCACUCUCACUCUCACUCACUCUUUUAACAUCUCACCUUUCUAUAGAAUAUUUAAUGUGCUUUUCCAUCACUUCAUUUUUCUCUCCAUAAAAAUAACCUCUUCAAAUUGUGUUGUUUAAAAGCCAUAUCAAGUAGUUUAAGUAGUGUUUUUAAAAUGACCGUAUUUAUGUAAUACUUUUAAAAAUAACCUGUAUAUAUCUAGAUAUUUCUAAUUUUCUAUCAGUAUUUUUAAGAAUAAACAGACUGUAAGAUAUACAUACUUAACUGAUAAAUAAUUGCAGUGGGGAGGCAGUGAUGGAAACUUUUCUAACAGUUUGCUUCCCCAUACACAGUGGAAAUACAUACAUAUGGAAUAUAAGCUGCUGGUGCUGUGUACCAGGUAGUUUUCUUAGGCAAUGUCAGGUCAUCUUAGCACUGAGUGAAAGAGCAGCUCUGUGAUGUUCAGAGGUAAUUAAUCUAACAUGAGGUCAUGCAGCAUGCUUGAGGUUUGCUCCUGUAUGUGUCUGAGGACCACUAGAAGUCUUUCAGAACUAUUUGCAGAUGGCUAUGAAAGAACAGUUUUACUUUUGCAGGACCAUCCCCACCGAAUGUUCUAUAAAAUGCAAAGUAGUGCUUUCAUAGAUAAAAGUAAAUUAUAUUUACUUUAUAAAUAGAGUUUUGUUACUAUUAUUUCUGAGCACACUUUUACUACCUUUACUACUGUCCCAUGCACAAUAAUAUGACUAUAUGUAGAAAGUACUUUUGAACCACUAUUAAUGUUCCAACAUAACAGAACAAGAAUGUCUGGUUAAUCAACCAAAAACUUGAAACAGAA